Molecule: messenger RNA, 2986 nt
Organism: Portunus trituberculatus (swimming crab)
Lineage: Eukaryota; Metazoa; Arthropoda; Malacostraca; Decapoda; Portunidae
Gene: cpb
Product: F-actin-capping protein subunit beta-like
Exons: 5
Coding region: 140-979 (279 amino acids)
Biological process (GO): cell morphogenesis; barbed-end actin filament capping; actin cytoskeleton organization
Cellular component (GO): cytoplasm; F-actin capping protein complex
Molecular function (GO): actin filament binding
Source: RefSeq, a predicted model, not a curated record
UACCCGGUGGUCACAGGAAGAAGAGGAGGAGGAGAGGAGGCGUUCAGACCCUCAGUUGGUCAUCCCGUGAAGCAGAUAGCAGCAGCAGCCCAGAUAAUCGUAUUUUUACCGUGAAAUUGACCUGUAGGAAAGAGUUGCGAUGAUGGAGCAACAGUUAGACUGCGCUCUGGACUUGAUGCGCAGGUUGCCGCCGCAGCAGAUAGAGCGCAACCUGAGUGACCUGAUCGAUCUGGUGCCAGCGCUGUGUGAGGAACUGCUCUCCUCAGUCGACCAGCCGCUCAAGAUCGCACGGGACAAGAACAGCGGCAAAGACUACCUCCUGUGCGACUACAACAGAGAUGGAGACUCUUACAGAUCUCCUUGGAGCAACACGUACGACCCGCCCCUGGAGGACGGAGCCAUGCCCAGCGACAGGCUACGGAAGCUUGAGCUGGAUGCCAACCAAGCCUUUGACCAGUAUCGCGACAUGUACUUUGAGGGAGGCGUGUCUUCCGUGUACCUGUGGGACCUGGACCACGGCUUUGCUGGUGUGAUCCUCAUAAAGAAGGCUGGGGAUGGGAGCAAGAAAAUCAAGGGUUGUUGGGACAGCAUCCACGUGGUAGAGGUGGUUGAGAAGUCAAGUGGGCGGUCAGCACACUACAAGCUCACCUCCACUGCGAUGCUUUGGCUCCAGACCAACAAGCAGGGCUCUGGCACUAUGAACCUCGGAGGAUCACUCACAAGACAGAUGGAACAAGACUGCCCUGUAUCAGAGUCUUCCCCUCAUAUAGCCAACAUUGGACGCAUGGUAGAGGACAUGGAAAACAAGAUCCGCAACACACUUAACGAGAUAUACUUUGGAAAGACUAAGGAUAUUGUCAAUGGCCUCCGCUCCGUUCAGCCCAUCCCUGAUCAGAAGCAGCACGAUGCCUUCAGAACUGAGAUUGCAAAUGCACUUAUCAGGAGACAAGCAAAGAAAUCCUCUGAUGAAAAUAAUUAGAAUGUAAAGUUUAUAAAUAUGUUUGUGAGUAUCACAAACCAGGGUUUAGAAAGCUUAAAGUAUGAUUUUUUUUUUUUUUUUUUUUUUUUUUUUUUUUUUUUUUCUCUCUCUCAUAAAAUGGCCUAAGCCUGUUGAUGGGUAUGAAACACACUAUUUCGGGCCAGACAAGUUAGCCUUCUUCAAAGAGACUGAUGAUGCUCUGAUCUUAGCACUGAGGUCAAGCUGGGUAAUUUGUGAGUCUACAUUCCUUAUUCGAACACUACUACUGGUAGAGGGCCAUAGUGCACCUAGCUUCUUAAUGUCUCAAAGCAUAUAGAUACUAGCUUUGUGAAACUGUGAAGUGAUAAUAAUGACAUUGGAAGCCUCCAUAGUCACCAGUGUGGUCUGUUUGGAAGGAGAGAGAGACUCGCAUUUUGAGUGAAUUCCAAGGGUUGGGUUGGAAUGAAAUAGGAAAUGCUUCAUGAUGCUUGCAGUCAGUCCUAUUUUAUUUGGAUCAUUAAUGUUAUGGCAAUAUUUAAUGCUUAAAAUCAAUAUAUCCAGUUCCUGCUUGAAAAGUACCCAUAUGAUAACCUGGCUGCUUCCCAGGUGAAUUGUUUUUCCUAUUUGUUUUAAGUCAUCAGGCCAAAGAAUAAUUUUAACCUCAGAGAGCCAUAUACUCACAAGUUCAAUAAUAUUUUUUUGUUACGCAUACAUCAUCGUGCAAUUAAACAAGUAAAGGAAAGAAAAGCAAGCCUGGGUGGUCAAACGUAGGUGCUUUCUAACAGUCUGCAAUUCCAGUGCGUGUACUGUCUCCUGGCGGCUGCAAUCGCCAGUUAUAUAUGGUCCAUGUGCUGGCUGUUGACCUAUUUGUAAAGCGUUGGGGCUCCACUGUGGGGGUGCCCUGUAAUAUUUGGGGUAUGUUGUUUGUGAGGGCAUGCGUGAUUAGGUGUCUAUUCUUUUUUGCACAAUUUCCCUUUAUUUUCCAUAGUUAGUCUUUUCUCUGUGGCUCUUUAAUGUGAUGAAUUUCAUUCACAGUUACAAAAAGAGAACAGCCAUUUUUCAAUUUAACUGUUCGGUGACUUGAAAACCUCUCCUUUGACAUACGAGUGACCCUCACUUUUCCUCGAAGGUGUGAUCCGCAGUUUCUACUUUUUUAAGCCUAGUCCUCUGUCUCUCUCUUGGGCUGUAUAUUUGUCAGCGCUGGUAAGUGACAGUCACACCACCAGGGAACCCUGUAUCCUUCAGACAGCUUUAGUUAGAGUGGUUAGCUUUUGGAACAAGAGACACCUGCAUAGAAUGGAAAGGGAUCAACAGCAGGGGGGGGGAUGGGAUUGUCAUUUGUUUUUGAUAAUCAUACUCAUCAUUUUAAAUUUGCUGCUCUAGAGAUGGUUCAGUUUAAUACAGGAUAAGGAUGCAUUAUGUGAUGUGCCCAAAAUGUUUAUCAGUAACAAGAGAGUUGACCAAAGUUCCAUGGGGAAGGUUGUCACUACUCAUCAGCGCUGACAGGCUGGAAGUGUUUGGCCUCCAAUGUAUGAGGCAAGGAGGGUCUGGGCAACAAGUGCAUUGACUUAGUGUUUUUAAGCAUUUCAAGUCCGUGACAUGUUAUUUUUUCCAUUGCAAUUGUCACUGAGGACAAUUUUUCAAGGGUUUUAAAUCUUCUGUUAAUUGUUAGUCAUGGGUUAGUGAAAAUUUUAAUAGCGAACGUGCACUUCAUUAGCUUAUUAACGUAAUUAGCUUUAUCAGUAUCACACAUUGGUGGGUUGAUUUACAAGUCGGGUGUCUCCCUCACUAUUUACGGGGUAUUAAACAAUACGAGCAUGUACUGCGGUACUCUUGCCUUGAGCCUUGCUGAUUGAUACUGUAUUUAUUAUUAUCACAGGUUCUGUUUAAAGAUAUAAUAUGGAGAACUAUUGAUCAUAUCCCUGUUGUAUUUCCUUUAAGGCCAUGUGAUCAUCUCAUUGUUAUGCAUUUGCCCUGUGUGGCAGACACUAUUUUUGAUCAAAGAAUUGAUUAUACAAGUAUUUGGUA